Molecule: messenger RNA, 1233 nt
Organism: Onychostoma macrolepis
Lineage: Eukaryota; Metazoa; Chordata; Actinopteri; Cypriniformes; Cyprinidae
Gene: cart1
Product: cocaine- and amphetamine-regulated transcript 1
Exons: 4
Coding region: 647-1066 (139 amino acids)
Biological process (GO): G protein-coupled receptor signaling pathway; negative regulation of appetite; positive regulation of MAPK cascade
Molecular function (GO): neuropeptide hormone activity
Source: RefSeq, a predicted model, not a curated record
UCAAUACGAAUCCACGCGAUCAGGAAUUUCACGUGAGGGCAAAAUAUUUUAAGUUGGUCACGCGAAGAUAGGCUAAGUUGCGUGAUUUAAAAGUGACUUCUGUGACUUAUGAGCUGUGCUUUAUAAAUCGCUACAUCGACAAGUAGCUAUCUUUUUGCAUUCUUAUUGUGACCGCACUGUUCGCGGUUCUCGCGGUUUUGCUAAUUAGGCUACGUGAGGUGAGAAGAGUUUGAUGGUUUCAGGCGAUCGUAUUAGCGAAAUAUCACGAAUGAUAUUAAAACAAAAAGAAAAUUAGCUAAUCAACUAACAAAUAAAUAAAUAAGUGACUAAUUUGUAAGUAAUGUUAAUAUAUGUAAUGUUUUUUGAGCAGGUAAGUGUCUUCAACUAUUGUUUUUACUAGGCCUAUUAAAAACAGUUGCUUUAAUUGUCUUGGUUUUUUACAGUUAAAACGCUGACAUUCGACAUAACGAUUGAUAUCUUCCCUGCAUCUCUGGGUCCGUUUAAAAUGCUUUAAAGUAUCUGUGGCCAUCUCAGAAAAGGAUGUUCUAACAACAAAUAUUGUCUCAGAUAGAUGCCUUUUUGAACGAUCCAUUGUGUAGCCUAACACAACAUUUCCCUUAAUAAUUAGACCUGAGUUUGUUGUGACAUGAAGUAUACGAAUUACUUGAAACUGACCCGCGAAAUCCGACCCGACAGCUCAAAUUAUAAAUCAUUUUAUAGGUUUACCGUUGUGAUUUGGGCCACAAUGGUUAGUGAUCGGAUCUUUCUUCUAACCAUAACCUGCUCCGUCUUAAUGCUGCUAGUUAGCUGUGAUGAUGUUCUAGAGAUCCGCUCGCCAGAAGGUAACAUGAAGGCUCAAGAGGAGAAAGAACUGAUCGAGGCUCUUCAAGAAGUUCUUGAAAAACUGAGAAACAGACAGAUUCCCACUGCAGAGAAGAAGUUUGGUUGGGUUCCCUCGUGUGAUGCAGGAGAGCAGUGUGCGGUUCGCAAAGGUGCUCGCUUCGGGAAGCUGUGCAGCUGUCCAGGAGGAACCACCUGCAGCUUCUCCAUCCUCAAGUGUUUGUGAAAACAUGCCUCAUUCUGUCAUUAUCCAGUGUUUUAAUGUGCCUACAGAUGAUUGUUAGAGAUGUUUGUUGUUUCCCAUCAGUUGUAACAUGUUUUAUUAAUGCACACAUCAAAUAAAUGCAUGCAUUUUUGUAUAUAUCUCUAUUUUUUAUUCAAAGUCUGAUUACU